Molecule: messenger RNA, 1252 nt
Organism: Neolamprologus brichardi
Lineage: Eukaryota; Metazoa; Chordata; Actinopteri; Cichliformes; Cichlidae
Source: RefSeq, a predicted model, not a curated record
CCCACAACGAAGGGCACAAACAUGCCCCUCCUUUAGAGUUAAUACCCAGUGUUCUUAUCCAGGGUGUAAGUUGAUAACACAAAAUAUUGCCACAAUCCAUAAAAUCAUUACUUAAAACAUAUGUACAUAUAUACAUAUAUGUAUAUAUUACAUAACUAUAUUACAUAGUUUUUACGUAAUACCCUUAUUUGUAACUGCCCUCAAUUAGUACACCAGUGCAUUUUCAUAACAGCCUACAAUGCAUUGUAAUUGGAUGCUUGCUGCUCCUUCAAGUUCCUUAAAACCCCUGAUAGGACAAGGUCAUUCCACAGUAGGGAACUCUCUUGUACACUCAAGAUGAAGAUAAGUGCUCUCAGAUUCCUCAUUCUCACAGUUCUGUUCAAACUGGCCCUUGGUGUCCUCCCUGGGCACAAUCAUUAUGUCAGCAGAAAAAUGACUUGGUCAGACGCCAGAACAUACUGCAGAGAGCACUACACUGAUCUGUCUUCAAUCAACAAUCAGAAAGAAGAAGAUGCACUGCUUCAACUUUCUUCUCUUGUUCAUUCAGAUUCAGAGGAAAAGGAUAAUGUAUCACUUCAACAAGACAGUUGGAUUGGCCUCUACAGUGAUGACCAUGACACUUGGAAGUGGUCAGGAGGAACAAAUGCAUCUUUCUUCAGCUGGACAAAAGAGAAUAAUGCAGCUGCAAACACAAAAUGUGUUGUAUUCAGUCAAGCUGGCUGGCUUAAAAAGAACUGUGAGAACAAAUUCAGCUUCUUCUGUUUUCACAACAACAUGGUGUUGGUGAAAGAAAACAAAACGUGGGAGGAAGCACUCGAUCACUGUCGCAGCCAGAACAUGGAACUGGUCAGUUUACUUUCUACGACAGCACUGGAUCAAGUCCUGCAAACAAGCAAGGCAGCGGAGACUGACCAUGUGUGGAUCAGCCUGCGCUACCUAGGUGGCACCUGGCUGUGGGUGGAUAGGGCCAUUGACGACCAGCAGUCUAGAAUCCAACAGGAGCUGCCUCAGUGUCCCACCUGGACUCACCGUUGUGCAGCCUUCUCACUGAGGAAGCGGCGUUUGGACAGCUGGGACUGUGCAGACAGGCUGAACUUUGUCUGCUAUUGUAAAUGUUUCCAUCUGUUGUAGGAUAAACUGUCAGUGCAGUGUGAUAUACAUAUAAUCUAUACUACGAAAUCAAAUUUGAGCUCAUAUAGAUAUAUCUAUGGCUUUACAAACAUAAAUGGAUUAUGUUGUUCUAAAAUGUAAC